AUGAAAUACAACAAAGAGCCUAUCUCAGAGAGCUCCUAGCUAAAUGUGCUGCUGAUGUAAUACUGCUUAAUGAUGAUGAACUUAAGGAAGGAGAAAACUAUCAGGAACCUCCCAAGGAGCUGGAAUCCAUCAUCAGACAAACAGCGGCUCGAAUGCCCAGGAGUGAAAAGCCUUGGGAGAAUAUUAACAUCAAUGCUCCUUUCCAAGAGGAAAUCAGAAAGCGUAUAUGGCGGAAAGAUGACGAAGUCAAGGAAUUGGACGAAUUGAAAAUCUGUGGACUCAAUCAUCUGAAAGGAAAGAACAAGAGUGGUCAAUUGUUUCUGCUUAGUCAUCAUUACAUGGGGAAACAGAGAGAAGUAUGGCAACAUGAACUGCAAACCGCAAAAGACCCAGUAUGGAGUAUACUAAAUGUAGCCGAAAUAAAUUAUCAAGACAUCCCACUCUCUGUUUACCGCCUGCAACGCUCCGACGGGACGGAAUUUACCUGCAAGGAAAAUGACCUUUAUAUGUUAAAGAUGGAUGACAUCUAUCAUAUGUAUCUAGCCUUCCAGGAAAUUCCAGUCACCUGGGACAAAUCUACACAAGAGGGAUUCAAGGCACUCAAGCGCUUCAUGAUCAGACAAGCCAAAUUCUUUGCUUCCCAUGAUCUUCAGAUGGCCCUAGAAACAAAUCUGCCAAAGACAAACCUCUCAAGACCAAAGCUUUACGGGCCAGAACUUGAGAACCAUCCUGCCUAUUACAUCUUCGAUCGCCCGUUAGCUAUCAUCUAUCUGAACCACAAAGGUGAGAGGCGUUUGUUGUUGGCAGAAGAAAUCAACAAGUACUGUGAUGGAACGCUGAAGAUCAUUGAAGAAAAACUGCAACCUAUCAGAAAAGAAUUUGAAGAAAAACAACAGAAGUAUGCAGAUGCCACAGACGAUGAACUAACAGAGGCAACCAGAAUUGAUAAAAUCUUGAAAGCCAUCGAGAAACAACUUGACAGAAGAAGGUCUCUCAUAAAUUACGA
Messenger RNA from Cuscuta epithymum, 1006 nucleotides. The record is from the annotation of a GenBank genome assembly. Lineage: Eukaryota; Viridiplantae; Streptophyta; Magnoliopsida; Solanales; Convolvulaceae.